CGCCGCCCCGCCGCUGCUGUCCCCCGCGCCGCCGGGAGCCGCCACCGGGGCCAGCGGCGGCCAGGAGCCGGCCGGGCAGCGGAGGAUGCCGGAGACCGGGCAGGAGCCGCCCAGCGCCCCUCCGCCGCCCCCCAAGGAGUCCUUCUACAUCAAGAACCUGCUCAACGGCGGCCCCCCCAAGGCGCCCCCCAAGCAGCCGCGGGCGCUGUUCGCCCCCUCGGGCAAGGCGGCGGUGGACGGCGCCGGCUUCGCCCUCUCGCAGGUGGGCGACCUCGCCUUCCCCCGCUUCGAGAUCCCGGCGCCGCGCUUCGCCCUGAGCGCGCACUGCCUGGAGCGCGCCCAGACCUGGUGGUACCCCUACGCCCUGACGCCGGCCGGAGCGCACCUGCCCCGCACGGAAGCCGCAGAGAAAUCCCUGCUGAGGGACUCGUCCCCCGCCUCGGGCACCGACCGGGACUCCCCGGAGCCGCUGCUGAAGGCGGAGGGGGAGCAGAAGGAGCUGGACUCCAAGAGCCCCGACGAGAUCGUGCUGGAGGAGAGCGACUCGGAGGAGGCGAAGAAGGAGGGAGGCGCGGAGGACUGGAAGAAGCGCGAGGAGAGCCCGGAGAAGAAGCCGUGCCGCAAGAAGAAGACGCGCACGGUGUUCAGCCGCUCGCAGGUCUUCCAGCUGGAGUCCACCUUCGACAUGAAGCGCUACCUGAGCAGCUCGGAGCGCGCCGGCCUGGCCGCCUCGCUGCACCUGACAGAGACCCAGGUGAAGAUUUGGUUCCAGAACCGCCGCAACAAGUGGAAGCGGCAGCUGGCGGCCGAGCUGGAGGCGGCCAACCUGAGCCACGCGGCCGCGCAGCGCAUCGUCCGCGUCCCCAUCCUCUACCACGAGAACUCGGGCGCGGAGGGGGGCGCGGGGGGCGGCGGAGCCCCCGGCACGCAGCCCCUGCUCACCUUCCCUCAUCCCGUCUACUAUUCCCACCCCGUGGUCACCUCCGUGCCGCUGCUGCGGCCCGUCUGAGCCCGGGAGGGGCGCGGAGAGGCGCGCAAGGCACCCGCCCGCUCGUAAGUACUGCAGCCCCUCGUGCGGGGGGACUGCGGGGACACGAGUGCGGGA
Messenger RNA from Oenanthe melanoleuca, 1105 nucleotides. It is a transcript of the gene HMX3, whose product is annotated as H6 family homeobox 3. Lineage: Eukaryota; Metazoa; Chordata; Aves; Passeriformes; Muscicapidae. Bases 86 to 1009 code for a protein of 307 amino acids. Gene Ontology annotation, biological process: regulation of transcription by RNA polymerase II. Gene Ontology annotation, cellular component: nucleus. Gene Ontology annotation, molecular function: DNA-binding transcription factor activity, RNA polymerase II-specific; RNA polymerase II transcription regulatory region sequence-specific DNA binding. The record is from RefSeq and is a predicted model, not a curated record. The transcript has 2 exons.